UUCGUAGCACGCCUGCAGUUCAACUUUUUGGCAACCUGUGGAUUCGACACACUUUCGUAACCUAAACAUAGAUGGUUCAGCUCCGUUUGAAAUUACAGUGGCAUAAAUCUCGCCAUACUGUUUGAUUUCAUGCACUCAAGGCUCAACAUUUGGAGGACUUGCAAACGUUUUUAUUUACGACAAUCAAACCAGUUGUGAUACGAGUUCAACCUCGAACAUACACGCCCCCUGACCCUUGACUUUCGGGGAAGAGCGAUCUCGGUCACCGACCAACGGACAGCUGCUACGCGCGGUACCAGUACACAGAUUCCGGAUUGCGGCACAAUUUUGUUGGUGAUGAGUCGCGCAAGUGGUACCCAGUUUUGCUGGCAGUCGAACUAAAUUCAUGGAAUCUCUUCCCGCUUUCUGAUAUCCGCAUGCCGGACUAAAAUGGAUUCUCGAUUUAUAUGGAGUUGUUUAUUCAGCCUUGUUGUUUUGGUUGUGAGUGUGCCAAGACUGGCCGUGGCUUUGGAACCUCCUAACCAUGUGGAUGGCUAUGACCCAGCGGACACUCAAGGCCCCAUGGUGGAACCUGGACAACCAUUGGUUACCCCUCCUCCUAUCAGAGAUGCAUCCACUCCCAGGUCGGCACCAGUCGAGACUCCAAGUCCGACACCUUCGCCGUCGCCGACCAACUCCACCACAGUAGCCAACACGAUGGAAGCCAAUGCCACGGUAGCCACGACGAAACCCAACUCAACGAUGACAGCGAGCUCGAUGACAGCUACUUCGGUGACCAGGAGGUUGACUCCCUCUUUGACAGUUCCCAACGCGACAGGAACAGUGUCUAAGACAUCAAGAAGCACCGCGUCAGGAACACCCUCGGCAGAUACACCCCUCUCUGGAAUUCCUGCAUCUACAGACAAGAGUACAGUGGCACCAACAGCUCCUAUUCAACAGGGGACAACCAACGAGAACAAUACCGGUCCUGUUGAUCUGUAUUCCACACCCCCGUUGUGGACGUGGUGGGACUCUACGACAAAAGCGGCCACAGGAACUAGGACACCUACAGCGAGAGCAACGAUCCUUACGACAAGACUCAGGACAACUCACCGGCAGACAACCCCCUACCCUCGAAAAACUACAAGCUUUCCCUGGACCACAAGCCAAGUGUCUCCUCAAACUACUCGGCCUACUACAGUAGUGACUCAGCCUAAGGCUACCACCACCCAAGCUCUACCUAACAAAAAUAGAACAUCUGGAACUGUUUCAACAACAACAACAAUGGCAAUGCCAACCACUCCAACAACGAUACCUUGGCACUGGCCCUUCCCAACUACUACCCAAACAACAACCUUGGUGACUACUGCAAGUCAGGUAUCUACUGGACAAUCCACAGAGCCAGGAAACACUCCAUCUAAAGAGCACCCAGUCAGAACUCCUACUCUGUAUCCCAUCACCACCCUGGCCCCUCCUGUCGCCAACGCGUCCUACAAGCUUCCCACAUACCUUCAGCUCCGCCUCAGUACCACCUGGCCAAGGUUCUGCAAAGGUAGCGCCAACGUCCAGGAAUCCCUUGCUGACUUUGCCCGCCAAGUUCUGGGUCAGUCCCCUUACGACAGAGUGGAAGUACCCUACCUGAAUGUCAGGGACCACUGUCGGGAAGCCACAGUGAACAGAUUCAAGAAGACCUUGCUUGUAGAAGUGACUCCCGUUGACUUUUUUGUCACUGUAAAUGGCUCCUAUUAUGAGAACGUCACCCAAAAGGUCGGAGCUGAGCUCGUUCUUGAUCAUUCAAUGCUACAAGAAGACAUUUCUUAUCAAAUUAUCUCUGCCCAUGUGCUUGUUAUCAACAAGGCAGCCACUCCUGCACCUCCCAAUGAUGGGAGCAGCCAGGGUGCGGUGAUUGGCGCAACUCUGACAGUGUGUGCUCUGGUCUUUGGGGUCAUCCUUUCUCUCAUUGGAAUGAAGGUGUAUAGGGUGCGCAAGUCCCAUGCUGGCAUCACGGACCGCUACUACUUCGAUGGCAAGCAGCUCCAGGAUGCCCUCAGUGAGUCGCAUCAGAUGGCGGGGGUGUCGCCCCUGGGGAGGGCCACGGGAGGGGGUGGCCACCCUGCCCCCAGCUACAGGGAGUACAUCCUGGCUUCCAUCAACAAGGGCUUGGUGUUGGACGAUGAGGAUAUGACAGUGGAGGUGGAUGCAGUAGAGGCGUUGCCUUCCCACACCCUAACCAGCAAUGCUCUCGCAAAGUUUUAUAGCUACAGAGAGGCCAUCGCCGAGGAGUUUGAGAAUCUACCAGGGCAUCAACUGAUUGCCUCAUCAGAUAUCAAGAAGAGGAUUGCGGUACCAGUGACAUCCAAACCACGGUCGCCAGUCGUCCAAUCGCCCGAGAGGACCAGGGUUCCGAUACCUCCUACUAGCCCCACUAGCCCAAGUAUCCCAUCUAAACCAGCUGACCUUUUCUUGGAUGCAAGCUUUAUCAGGGGCUAUGACUCCAGUCACUGUAGCUACAUAGGGGCCACGGUGAGUGGCGGAGACUCUAGUACAGCCUUCUGGAGAACCGUCUGGGAGCAGCAGUCCAGGACUAUCGUAUGCCUUUGCUCACCCUAUGAACUUGGAAAGGUGUGCCCCCAGUACUGGCCCACAAAGGAAGGAGGUCCAGGGACCCAGCUGUAUGGUAACAUUCUCGUAACUCUGAAAGGAGGGGCCAGUGGAGAACACUACUUCACCUCAACUCUGCUGAUUAGAAACGUAGAGAAAUCGCUGUGCAGACCGGUGACCCAUUACUGGUUCAGCAACUGGCUUGACAGUGAGAUACCCAGUAGCCCUCAAGCUCUGAUGUCUAUGCUUCUGCAGGUCCAUAAUACACAUCAGGAAAGCUAUGGUCCAGUCGUAGUCCAUUGCAGUGAUGGUGUUGGUCGGACUGGAUUGGUGAUAGCUACGGAUAUCAACAUGCAGAGACUGGAGGAGUCUCAUACGGUGGACAUCCCUCAUACAGUGUCCAGUAUUCGGCAGGACAGGGGUCAAGCCAUCCUCAAUAUUGACCAGUAUGCUUUCAUCUACAGGACUCUGUAUGAAUUCUCAAAGUUCUUGAGUAGCUCAGGGACAAAGGAGACCAGUGACACUGAAAGUGUGGUCUUUGAUAACCCGGAUGAUAGUGUCAGCGAUACAGGUAACGAGGACCUAUCAUCACAAGGAACCAACAGCAGUCGAACCUCCAGUUAUCUUGGUGACCUGUCUUCUAGCGUCAAGCGCCGUCUUGCCCUCAAGUUUCCUUCCCUGGGCAUCAGUCCGCCAACCCCACUCUCCCCCAUAUCCAGUCGCAUCUCAACCGGAGAGUUUGUCGUCAUCAACAGUCCGAAUUCCACAAAUUUGGACAUGAGCGUGGUUUCGGGACUGAGUGGAUCGGAGAAGGGCGACAGGAACAGUUCAGCCUCCUCGCAUCAUUCGCCGUUUGAUCAGACAAGCUUUUGUACUCAGAAUGAUGUGUUUGCUAUAAGUCACAAUGAUAGUGCAAGGCUCGUCCCUAAAGGAAGCGGUAGACAUUUCACUGUGGGCCAAAGACCUCUAAAGAGAGAAACCAGUGUGGUUAGCGCAAGGCCUGUAUCUGCCUUCUGCAGGGGUAGUAGGGCCAUGAGUAGUAUCGAAGGGUCCAAAGCAUACGAGGAGUGGAGCCCUCCGUUUGGAAAUCCAGGCCAGUCCAACUUGCCACAGUCUCUGUCAUCGCCAAAGACAGACCUUCGGGUGGAGGAACUCUCAAAGAGCAACAGGGAGCGAAGUGCCACCUGUGAGUCUGGGAGGUUCAGCGAUAGCUUGGCCAGUACGAACCCUUUCAAGUUUGAGGAAUCUCACCAUGAACUCUGCGCAAGCCAACCAAAUGCUCUUGUCGUUCAACACGCUCGUGAGCCUUCCUAUCCAACAGAUAUGAACCCUUUUGGAUCAUCACAAACUGUAACCCAGUUGGACAGUCCAUUCACCUCGUAUCCCCCAUCUUCCUCUGUCCCAUCCGCUCUCUAUGAUCCCUCAGAAAACCACUCACAUUCUCGACAAAACUCCAACCCCUUCCCUAGUGAACCCAGCUCAAGUAACCCUGACAGUCAAUACCCCAAGGAGAUCAAUCCUUUUGAGGCUCCUAGUGAAACUGGGGAUGCCUUUGCCCAAUCCUCAGAGAGUGGCUCUUCGCUCAACAGUGCCUUUGCCUUUGUCUCGUACCCCGACACCGCAGGGAAUUUUGAGCGCCAGGGCACGUAUCCCAAGGGCAUUAACCCGUUUGACGAAAGCGGAAGUCUUCAGAGGAUCCCGUUGCCUUCCAGUCAGAGAGGAGCCUCUAACGCGCUACGUCUUGCGCCUGUACCUCGUAAACAAAACAAAGCCAAAAGUGGACGGACAGAAGGACAGGCUAGUUCUGAUGGACAGAAUCCUUUUGAUUAUGAUUGGAUGGACUCGGCUGAAGAAAGUUUUACCUAG
Molecule: messenger RNA, 4446 nt
Organism: Strongylocentrotus purpuratus (purple sea urchin)
Lineage: Eukaryota; Metazoa; Echinodermata; Echinoidea; Camarodonta; Strongylocentrotidae
Exons: 11
Coding region: 430-4446 (1338 amino acids)
Biological process (GO): protein dephosphorylation
Molecular function (GO): protein tyrosine phosphatase activity
Source: RefSeq, a predicted model, not a curated record